Molecule: messenger RNA, 2079 nt
Organism: Ipomoea nil (Japanese morning glory)
Lineage: Eukaryota; Viridiplantae; Streptophyta; Magnoliopsida; Solanales; Convolvulaceae
Exons: 2
Coding region: 1-2079 (692 amino acids)
Source: RefSeq, a predicted model, not a curated record
AUGGACUCUCGUGUUGAAGCGUUAGAGAAGAACCAGGAAGAAAUGCAUACUGAAAUCGAAUCCUUACGUUCUGACAUGACUAGCCGUAUGGAUAGUAUAGACGGUACCCUUGCCAAGAUGUCUGAAUUGCUGUUUUCAUUACAUGGGAAACAUUCUGCAGAAUCUAGUGUAUCUCCGGUGGCUGUUCCUGGUGAAAAUUCUCCAGACACUACCAACUCCACCCCGGUACCAUUACCGCAGGUUCCUCCGGUCAGUCAUCCGCUACAAUCUAACAGAUUAGAGAUUCCAACAUUUGAUGGCACAGAUCCAGUAGGAUGGCUGGCUCGGGCAGAUCAAUUCUUUGCCAUUCACUGCACACGUGAUGAUUUGAAGGUGCCAACGGCUUUCAUCAGUAUGGAAGGACCGGCACUCCAUUGGCUCCGAUGGUUGCAACAACAACAUCCGUCUCUCACGUGGAGUCAAUUUACAGCAGAACUUUUGGACGAAUUUGGUGGUGGACUUUCCGGGCAUCCGAUUGAACAAUUAGCCGCGAUGCGCCAAACGGGAACUGUUGAUGAUUUUGCCAAUACAUUUAGGGCUCGUGUUGCCCAAAUUCCCGGUUUGGCAUCUCACAUUCAAUUAGGGCUUUUUCUGAAUGGUUUGAAACCAGCAAUUAGGGUGCGGCUCCGACCGAAUGAUGUAAUAGACCUCCGAACGGCAAUGCGUGUGGCUCGCGCUGUGGAACGGGAGAUUGAAUUUGUUUCCACUGGUCGACUUCCGGGGCGUCAUCUACACGACGAAGAUGCAGCGUUCAAAUCCCCUUUGCAUAAUAAAUCCACUUGGUCUACUGGGCUUGAGAAGACUUAUCAAACCCAUUCUUCUUCAAGAUAUUCUCAGCCCAAACCCAAUCCAGCCCAAUCCCAAUUUCACAGUAAAAAUCCAGCAUCAUCCUUCUCUUCCCAGACACAAACGCCGUUUCCUUCUACGCAAUCUUCCCUGCGCACCUCUGGAACGUUAAUGUCUCGGACUCCACCACGUCGUUAUUCCAACAAGGAGUACCUCGACAUGCGUGCACGAGGGCUCUGUUUUAGAUGUCAGCAACCUUAUAGUCCAUUACAUGUCUGCCCCAAUAAAUCACUUCAAACAUUGAUAGCAGGAGAAGAUGAAGAGAGUGAUGAAGGCGGCCACAUCAGUGACAAUAAUCCUAUCGUCGGGGGAGAUUUUCCGACAGAUGCUUCACAAUUCUCCCUGCUUGAGCUUCCGUUGACUGCCAUGGGAGGAAUUGACGGACCAAAAACAAUGAAAUUUCGGGGUAGAAUUGCGGACAUGGAUGUUGUUAUAAUGGUGGAUAGUGGGGCAAGUCACAAUUUCAUCUCCCACCAUUUAAUUGAUCGCAUCCCGCACCCAUUGGAACCUACCACGAAGUUCAGCGUGCGUUUGGGCGAUGGGCGUCGAACUGAAUCAGACGGUAAAUUUCCACAUCUUCCAGUUGAUUUGGGUCCAAUAAAAAUGAAAUUAGACUGUUUUGUUUUUCCUCUGGGAGGGGUGGACUUGAUUCUGGGCAUCGCUUGGCUGGAAACACUAGGGGAUGUCAAGGCAAAUUGCGCAAAGCUAACCAUGGAAUUUGAAUUCAAUGUUGCUCCUAUCCCAUUGGUUGGUGACCCGGCUCUAGCUCGUUUACCUAUUUCCUACAACUCAUUAGAAAAAAUGGAUGACUUUGAAUAUUGUGGUUUGCUAUGGGAGAUCUCGGUUUUGCCAACAACAAUACAGAGUACUAGUGACAUUUCUACAAGAUCGUCCCCGGUGAGUGUAAUCCCUUAUCGUUAUGGCCAUAAUCAGAAAAAUGAGAUUGAAAGAUUGGUGGGUGACAUGCUUACUGCGGGAAUCAUCCAGCCUAGUUCAUCUCCAUUUUCCAGCCCUGUUUUAUUAGUCAAGAAAAAGGAUGGUAGUUGGCGUUUUUGCGUUGACUAUCGGGAACUCAACAAGGUGACGAUACCAGAUAAAUAUCCCAUUCCAGUGAUACAGGAAAUGUUGGAUGAACUUCAUGGUGCACGGUACUUUUCCAAGCUUGACCUCCGUUCCGGUUACCACCAGAUUUGA